AUGCGCCGGUGGGUGCCUUCACUCGGCCUCCUGGCGUACCUAGCCGCCAUUGUCGCCGGAGAUGAAGUUCAAAUUAAACAAGAUGACGAACACCGCCAGCGGUGUUCAGGGAUGUACAGUCGGAAAUCUUGGGGCGGGUCAAUAGAUCCUUUCAUCCUCGUCAAGUUCCUUCCGGACCAAACCGAAGACAACACCGACCCGAUCGCAAGCCUCAUAAUUUUCGAGUGGCAAGAUGAGCCGUUGAUAGGCAGGAUGCCGCCUGGCGGGGAGUCCUACCGAGACCUCCAGACAAUAUGCACCACGGACGCUGUGGCACAAGGGUUAUGCGAAGAGAAGGAUGUAGGCACUUUCAUACUGGCCCCUAAUGCCACAGAGGCCUCGAAGAAUCCGAUCUCAAACGAAGCAAUCCAUUUGAAAGACCCGAAGGCCAUCAAUUACCCGAUCCGUCGAACGGGCUACUACUGCGUCUCGACGUACGCUUUCUCCGAUCACGAGUACAACGGUGUGGUGGAGUUCAGGAACGCAUAUGGUGAGCUGCCGGCAGCUCAAAUAGCAAAACUCCCAUUCUACGGCGGCCUCACCAUUGUCUACGCUGUGCUGGGGGUAUUUUGGGCUUUCCUCUAUUUCCAGAACCGUUCCGAUAUCCUCCCAGUACAAAACUACAUCACGGCCAUUAUCAUCUUCUUGAUCGUCGAGCAGCUGAUGACAUGGGGAUUCUACGACUAUCAGAACCGUCACGGUAACAACGCAGUCAACAAAAUGUUCAUGAUCAUCGUUUCGAUCCUCAACGCUGGACGAAACUCUUUCUCUUUCUUCCUCCUUCUGAUUGUUUGCAUGGGCUAUGGGGUGGUGAAACCGUCCCUCGGCAGGACAAUGAUCUACGUCCGCAUUCUAGCUGCCGCACACUUCAUCUUUGGAGUUAUCUAUGCCAUCGCGUCCAUGGCCGUCACCCCCGAAUCUGUCGGUCCCCUCAUUCUCUUCGUCGUCCUACCACUCGCAGGUACCAUGACAGCGUUCUAUGUGUGGACACUGUCGUCUCUCAAUGUCACCAUCAAGGAUCUUAUCGACCGCAAGCAAAAGACAAAGGCAAUGAUGUACAAGAAGCUCUCCUGGUGCAUUCUGGGAAGUGUGCUGGUCAUUUUUGCCUUUUUCUUCAUCAACAGCUUCGCGAUUGCCGGGUCAGGGGCCGCGAAUUUUGUGCCAGAGCAUUGGCAGACCAGAUGGUUUGUGCUAGAUGGAUGGUUGAAUCUUGUGUAUUUGUUCAAUAUUGCUUUUAUUGCAUAUCUGUGGAGGCCAACGGCGAAUAAUCGCCGGUUUGCGAUGAGUGAUGAACUCGCCCAAGAUGACGACGGUUUCGAGAUCCGCAGCAUCGCGGACUCCAUCGAUGAUGAUGACGAGGAGGCCGCCAACGCCCGAAAGGAUCAAGAAAGAGCAGUUCCCCCCUCCGGAGGCGGAGCGGCGACCUCGAUCACGGACGCCAUCGCUCACGAACCUUCUGGAGCCAGGAGGCCUUCCCCAGCACCUGCGCUCCAAAAUAGUACGCAGGGAGCACCGCCUUCCAAGCCUCCCAAUCCGCCGCAACCGAGGAUGUCAUUGGAUGGCGAGACGAUCUUUGCCGUCGGCGACGACGGGAUUGAAUGGAGCGAAGGGGAAGAUGAAGACAGCGAUGACGAGAGAAAGAAGUUGACCGGUAAAUGA
Molecule: messenger RNA, 1698 nt
Organism: Fonsecaea nubica
Lineage: Eukaryota; Fungi; Ascomycota; Eurotiomycetes; Chaetothyriales; Herpotrichiellaceae
Exons: 3
Coding region: 1-1698 (565 amino acids)
Biological process (GO): retrograde transport, endosome to Golgi
Cellular component (GO): Golgi apparatus; membrane
Source: RefSeq, a predicted model, not a curated record